This is a messenger RNA of Peromyscus maniculatus bairdii (prairie deer mouse), 1509 nucleotides long. It is a transcript of the gene Tm6sf2, whose product is annotated as transmembrane 6 superfamily member 2. Gene Ontology annotation, cellular component: endoplasmic reticulum-Golgi intermediate compartment membrane; endoplasmic reticulum membrane. Gene Ontology annotation, biological process: regulation of lipid metabolic process; lipid homeostasis. NCBI's taxonomy places the organism in Eukaryota, Metazoa, Chordata, Mammalia, Rodentia, Cricetidae. The record is from RefSeq and is a predicted model, not a curated record.
AAUACAAGCGCGGGUAAGGGUGGCCGCUGGGCUCCGCGUGCGCGCGGGACGACCUUUGUGCGGGGCAGGUCCCUGGCACCCCAGAGCUCAGACUCGCUGCGGUCGCGGAACCAAGCGUCUCGGAGGCCGCGCCGGUUUCGGGGCACCGCUGCCAUGGACAUCCCGCCUCUAGCCGGCAAGACCGCUGCGAUGUCUCUUGGCGCCCUGCCAGUGUCCUACGCGCUCAACCACAUCUCGGCGCUCUCACAGCCUUUGUGCGCAGUGCUGAUGAGUGCACUGAUAUUUGGUCUGCUCUUCAUGGCCGUCUACAGCCUAUCUCAUGGGGAGAUCACCUAUGACCCUCUCUAUGCUGUCUUUGUGAUCUUCUCCUUCACCUCGGUGGUGGACCUCGUCAUUGCACUCCAAGAAGACGGCUACGUGGCAGGCUUUAUGGAUUUCUACACCAAGGAGGGUGAGCCCUACCUACGCACAGCACAUGGCAUCUUCAUCUGCUACUGGGAUGGCACUGUGCACUACCUACUCUACCUGACCAUGGCUGGUGCCAUCCGCAAAAGGAAAAGGUACCGGAGCCUGGGGCUGUACUGGCUGGGGUCGUUCGCCAUGAGCCUCCUGGUGUUCCUCCCGGGAAACAUCCUCGGUAAAUACAGUUCAGAGAUCAGGCCUGCCUUCUUCCUCGCCAUCCUAUACGUGCUGGUCCCAUGCUGGGCUGGUGUGAGGAUCUUCAGCCAGCCCUGUGCACCCACCUCCUGCACCCCCGACAUGGUACAGGAGGAACAGAACAAAAGCCUUCUCCAGCGCCCAGCUGACCUGACACUCGUGGCGUAUCUCAUCCUUGCUGCGUUCUUCACUCUCUUCCGGGGCCUGGUGGUACUUGACUGCCCCACAGACGCCUGCUUCAUCUACAUUUACCAAUACGAGCCGUACCUGCGGGACCCUGUGGCCUACCCUAAGUUACAGAUGCUGAUGUAUUUGUUCUAUGCUCUACCUUUCUACUGCCUGGCUGCCUAUGCCCUCACCUUCCCUGGCUGCUCCUGGCUGCCGGACUGGGCCUUGGUGUUCGCCGGAGCCAUUGGCCAGGCGCAGUUCUCACACAUGGGUGCCUCCAUGCACCUGCGCACACCCUUCACCUACCGUGUGCCCGAGGACACCUGGACCUCCUUCUUUCUGAGCAACAUGCUGUUUGCACUGGGCCCGCACCUGCUGGCAUUCCGCUGCCUGUGGCGGCCUGCCUUCUUCAUGCGAGCACGGCCUUUGGCACCCCAGGACCAAAGCAAGAAGCAGCAGUGAGCGUGUGCACUUCUCUGCAGGGCACUCUGCCUGUGCAGCAGGCCUUGGCCUCCAAGAAUAGGUCGUCCCUUUUAAAGCUGGAUGGACAUCUGGGGAAAUUGCAAUCCAGGCCAGGAAGGAGCAUAGGAGACCCAGAGGCCACAAGGACUCUAAUGCCCUCUCCUGGAAUUUACCCAUCACCUGCCCACAUCCUUUUAAUAAAAGCCCUUUUGAUGUCUAGGA